CUUAUAUUUAUGAAGUACCACUUUUGUGGUAGGGAUUGAUUUUUCCAUGUGUGCACUUUUAGUGGUUCUCUGAUCGAGGAUUUUGUAGUUCAGUGUACACAUGUUUUAUCGAAGCGUUGGAUUUAGAUAAUACAAUCAAACUGGUGCGUGAAGAUUCACUAGUUCACCGCUUGGUGGAGCUGCGGCGGCUUGAACGCCACCACAUGGAUGGGAUUCUGGCGAGACCACGUGAUUUGAAAACCACCAAUAAUACCUCGGAAGAUAAUCCCUUGUAUCAGGACUUCCGGUUCAAAGGUUAUCCAUCCGAGAGUUUUUUCAACCCCCACAAUCCACAAUAUAAGAGGAAUUCGGCUGCUAUGAAUGGAUCUGAUGUGAAUAGAUAUUUUGGAAAAUCACAACAUUUUGAUUCAGGUAAUUUUCAUACACAUACAGAGCCGGUUGCUCCAAAACCUCAAGCGUCUGAAAUCGUUACCUACCACCCGGGUGAUGCCAGGCCAAAGUUAGACGAGGGUCAUAGAAGUCUCCAGUACGGGUCAGGUGACCCACGAAUUGAGGAAUCACAACAGGUGCGACCCGGUCCAAUGAGAGGAUUAGGAUUUGACAACAGAGACGAGAUCGAACGGGAUAGAUUACGAAGAGAAAUGAUGGAUACUGAGCAAGAUCGGCAGAGAAUCAAAUAUCAGGAACAGAUUAGAUUGAGAGAUAGAGAAGAUGAAAGGAAAAGGCAAUACGACGAAAUCCAGGAGCAAAAACGACAGGAUAUGGAAAUGUUAAAAAAUUACAAUCCUUGGGGGAGACCAGGGGGAGGAGCUCCGAUGGCCGAUGCCAGAAAGCAGAAAUUUACCGAACACCAACUAGAACCUCCAGAGAAACAUGUAUAUAAAGAUAAAUGGGAUGAUCAGAGCGAUGAUGCCAACAAUCAUAACAAAUUUAUGGAAAACUGGCAACUAUUCGCUUAUGACGAAAAUCCAUUGCAUCUCCGAGUUCAUCCCGGCAAACCCACAGUGUUGCAUGAAUUGGUUCAUAAAUUUCAGGACAGACCUGGUUAUGAUCCAUCAGGACCAAGAGAUCGCACAAGGCUUGAACAGAUGAAACGAGACCCAGCGGCCAAUACGUCUCCAAAGAAUAAUUCUCCCCCCGCCGCACCGAGAAACGGUCAAAACGAACAAGGAGGGAUGGCUCCAGCUCCCCCUACAGGCAUUACUGGAUCUAUAGUUGAUCGUCUUGGAACCCCUGGGGGAGGUGCUCCUCUCAGAACAGAUUCCGGAAAUCACGUGAAAACUCAUAUGAACUCUGCCAAAAUACUCCGCUUUCAGGAUCGCAGCAGACCGGAAGUUGAAAAUGUCUUGCGAUAUGAAAAGGAUCCGCAGGCGAAACAGGAAUACGCUAUGGAUCUAAAUAUCCAACAAAAGCAAGAGAUGCUCCAUAACCAAGAGGAGAAAUUACAUAAUCUCAAACAGGAACUAGAUCACUGUGCUACUUUUCCAUUCGGGAAACCAGGAGGUGGUGCUCCUAAUUUGUCAAAAUCUGGAAAUCACUUGCGAUUAAAAAGGAAAAUUUACAAUACUCUGGACACAAUUGAGCUUAUGAAUGUUCAGGCUAGAGAUUCUUUCCAAGAGAGAAGACAGUUUGAUGAAUUUGAUCCUUGGGGAAAAGGAACUGGGAACCCCCUUAGAAAUUCUGAUGGAUAUCUGAUGAACAUCAGAAAAUCCUUCAGGAGGAAAAAGAAUGGAUACAGCGACUCUUAUGAAAGAGGAGGUAAUCCCCGCACAGCCCCCGAAACAAACCGUAGCGCCACCAACCCUUUUGAAGAGUACGACAAUCUGGGCAGAAUUGGAAAACCCAAAAAGCCAAACAUGGAGCUGCAUCCCAUCUAUCAUCCUUUCGGAAGAUCCGGGGGAGGGGCACCAGUUAAGGAUUACAGCGGGAAAAUCAGCACAGUAUUACACGGCCACUCAGAUCGGCAUUAUCUGCAUAACAACCUGUCUGAUUACGAGAGAAGACAGAACGCAAUCAAAGCCAAAAUCUACUAUGCAGAAUUAGGCCAACAAAUGGAGAACCAGCAAUACAAAAAGAAAAUGGAAAUGGAGGAAAAGAGGAAGCCGCAUGGUGAAUUGGCAGUUAUUAUUGAUGAUAAGUUAACUGGUAAACCCAGAAGGGACCCCAUAACGGGGGCCUUACAAAAUCAUCACCUGGGCAAUUCUGACGUGUCCCUACAGAAAAUGGGAAGCCAGCCAAGAAAUAUCUCAGAACAGAGGCAGUACCAUAACUUCUUGGAUAAUAUGACUGAGGAGAGAUACCGCAGGAAUGCUCUUGGAAAGAUGAAAGAUUACCAGGAAGGCCAAAGGCAUUACGACACCAUGGAUGGCCUCUGGGGUAGACCAGGAGGUGGGGCACCAAAGGGGUACACCAUGAGGAAGAUGAAUCUGGAUGAGAUCAUCCACCAUCCCACAAAAGAUAAAGCCACCGAAGAAUAUGUCAGGAAGCACGAUUGGUCAGAGGUUGAACCAGAAAAGUUCUUUUCAAAAGAUGAUGAUGAAUAUAUAUCGAGCAGAUCUCCCCGACAGAACCUCAUGCUCUCGGCCAGAGAUAUUCAGGAGGGACGUUUAUCCCCGGGUGCCAGGCCUAAGAAAUUUAUAAAGAGUACCGUCACGAGUAGUCACGCCAAUAUGUUCGAUUAUCGAGAAGACUAUCCUCAGAAAGAUUACAAGGUUGGUGCACCUUACGCGACAGGAAUCGAGGGAUAACGGAAGUGACGUAUAGGAAGAACACUGCACAGGGAAAUUUCAAACUUUAAUAGGGAACUCUUA
This is a messenger RNA of Saccostrea cuccullata (small rock oyster), 2810 nucleotides long. RefSeq lists its product as uncharacterized. Bases 204 to 2747 code for a protein of 847 amino acids. The transcript is spliced from 29 exons. NCBI's taxonomy places the organism in Eukaryota, Metazoa, Mollusca, Bivalvia, Ostreida, Ostreidae. The record is from RefSeq and is a predicted model, not a curated record.